CAGGCUCGCCCUCGGGACGCAGCGGGACGCAGCUGAGGAGAGAGAAAGAGAGGGAGAGGCAGGAGCUGGACAGCUACUACCCCCGAGGCGAGAAGGCAGGCAACACGGAGGGACUCAGGGGCAGGCGGAGCUGCGACAGGAAGAGAAAAUCCAUUCUGGAGAGACUCUUCUUCAUCGCCUCACCCUAUGGAGGAACCAGCACUGCCCAUCCACAUUGAGGAGGGGACAGACGUUCCAACUGAAAACAAAAACAUGGCAACAAAGGAGAAACUCCAGUGUUUGAAAGAUUUCCACAAAGACAUUCUUAAACCUUCGCCCGGCAAGAGCCCUGGGACACGGCCUGAGGAUGAGGCUGAAGGGAAGCCUCCACAACGUGAAAAGUGGGCCAGCAAGAUUGACUUUCUCUUGUCUGUGGCUGGAGGAUUUAUUGGAUUAGGCAAUGUUUGGCGAUUUCCGUAUCUCUGCUAUAAAAAUGGCGGAGGUGCAUUUCUCAUACCUUAUUUCAUUUUUCUGUUUGGGGGAGGUCUUCCUGUAUUUUUCCUGGAGGUUGCACUUGGACAAUACACCUCUGAAGGAGGAAUUACAUGCUGGGAAAAGAUCUGCCCUAUUUUCACCGGAAUUGGUUAUGCUUCCAUAGUGAUUGUGUCCCUUCUGAAUGUGUAUUACAUCGUCAUCCUGGCUUGGGGACUGUACUAUCUAUUCCAGUCUUUUACAACUGUUCUGCCUUGGGCUUACUGCAACCAAGAGUGGAACACACCAAACUGUGUGGAAGACACUAUCAGGAGGAACAAAACAGCCUUGCUGACACUGAAUACCACUAAUUUCACAUCUCCUGUCACAGAGUUUUGGGAGCGCAAUGUGCUAAGUUUGUCUUCAGGAAUUGAUGAACCUGGUGUUGUCAAAUGGGACCUGGCUCUUUGCCUCCUCCUUGUUUGGGUUGUUUGUUUCUUUUGCAUCUGGAAAGGUGUGAAGUCCACUGGGAAAGUUGUAUAUGUAACAGCUACAUUUCCAUUCAUCAUGCUCUUUGUACUCUUAAUUCGUGGUGUCACUCUACCUGGAGCUGCAGAAGGCAUCAGGUUUUAUCUUUACCCUGACAUCACUCGUCUGUCGGAUCCACAGGUCUGGAUAGAUGCUGGCACACAGAUCUUCUUUUCCUAUGCAAUCUGCUUAGGUGCAAUGACUUCCCUGGGGAGCUACAAUAAAUACAAAUACAACUGCUAUAGGGACUGUUUGCUGCUGGGAUGCCUGAACAGUGGUACCAGUUUUGUGUCUGGCUUCGCAAUUUUUUCCGUCCUGGGCUUCAUGGCACAAGAGCAAGGGGUGGACAUUGCUGAUGUGGCAGAGUCAGGUCCAGGCUUGGCCUUUAUUGCCUAUCCAAAAGCUGUGUCCAUGAUGCCACUCCCAACUUUUUGGGCGAUCCUUUUUUUUAUUAUGCUUCUGUUGCUUGGCCUGGACAGCCAGUUUGUUGAAGUUGAAGGACAGAUCACAUCUUUAGUUGAUCUGUACCCAUCCUUCCUAAGGAAGGGUUACCGACGGGAAAUCUUCAUCGCUAUAAUAUGUUUCCUCAGCUAUCUUCUGGGACUAUCUAUGGUGACUGAAGGUGGCAUGUAUGUGUUUCAACUCUUUGACUACUAUGCAGCUAGUGGUGUAUGCCUUUUGUGGGUUGCAUUCUUUGAAUGCAUUGCUGUAGCCUGGGUUUAUGGCGCUGACAAAUUUUAUGAUGCCAUUGAAGAUAUGAUUGGUUACAGACCUGGUCCCUGGAUGAAAUGGAGCUGGAUUUUAAUUACACCAAUUCUCUGUGUGGGGUGCUUUAUCUUUUCUCUGGCCAAGUAUACACCGCUGACCUACAACAAAGUAUACAUAUAUCCUGAGUGGGCAAUUGGCCUGGGCUGGAUUCUUGCCCUCUCUUCUAUGAUCUGUAUCCCACUUGUUAUGGUCAUCCGCAUUAUACAGUCUGAUGGCUCUCUCAUUGAGAGGGUGAAGGCUGUGGCUGCCCCACGUGACAUAACUGAGUGGGGCAGAGAAUCAGAGAUUGUGAGUCCCUUCUGCCCCCCUGGAGUGGCCAAUGGUGAUCUCAUCAAGCCAUCUCAUGUCAUCGUGGAGACAAUGAUGUGAGCUUUCUCUCUCUAUGAGAGGAAUCGCCUGCUUUAAAACUGCCGUUUACUAACCAUAGAAAUCUCUCAUAGGACCAGGUUUACAGAGCUUUAUAUUUGCACUAGGAUUUAUUUUUAUUUCUCACAGAGAAAGUUAUUUUUUGUGUGUGUUUUGGUUUUUAUUUUUUUAAUACUUUGUAAAGUAAAUCACAGCAGAUGCCUCUCAUUCUUCUUAAGAGGUGGAGCUUUCAUAUCAAAUUAGGCACAUUGCAGGAAUUUGCUGUAUUUUCCCCCACACAACAUAUCUAACUAACUUCUACUCAUAAUACCUUCUUACUGCUUGAGUUGAUUUUUCUCACCAGCUAUACACACAGGCCACAGUCCUAUAUGCACACUCAUUUGGGAAUCUGCCCAUGGACAGACUGGGGCUUACUUCUGAAUAGAAAUGUGUAGGGUUGCACAGACACAUACAUAUAUGAAUAUAUGCGUAUACAAGUCUUGGAUUUCUUUAGGUGCUGGUGUGGUUGGGAACAGGGUAAAAAUUAAAAAAAAUUACAAAAAGCAACUUUCUCAUUAGAGAAAUUUGCUUUAUAUGCUAUUUGAAGAAACUGGUUUUCAAAGGUAUAGCACUAUCUUCCUCUGGCUGAAGUGGGGAGAAUGAAAACAGGAAAGGGUACAUGCUUUUAUGUUUGCUGUGAUCCAUGUAAGGAUCUAUUUGUAUGUAUAAUUGGAAAAGCUGCAAUAUGGGUCAGGGAUGGGAGCAGUUAGGAACCAAGGGAACAAUGCAAGCAACAACCACCUCUAGAGCACACUUCGUACAUAAGCAGCCAUUUACGACCUUCCCAAGUGAGGCUUUGCUUUUCUUCCAUCAAAAGAUUUCUCUCAAGUCAUUCAGCUAUAUUCCUUAUCCAAUAUAACAAAACAGGCACCCUGUUUAGUAAUAUAUACAGGCAUAAGUCCACUUUAUGCUUGAGUAUGUAUUCUUUUCUGGUUGUCCAAAUCCCACUAGGGCCCAAAGGAGUGCUGUUCUGUUGAAGUGUCUGGCUGUGUUUCCAUAGCUGGAAGCAGAUCAUCCUCUGACACAUCUGGAAAACCCAAGUAGAUCUUGGUGGAAGAUGUCCUCAGUCUGCAUCUGGCUAAGACACAAUGGCAGAUGGUUCUCUGAUCCCUGUUCAGCUCUUCACUAGCAUGGAAUGACCAUGGGAUCACAAUGCAAUGGUGAGCCCUUGAGCAGAACUCUUACACAACACUUGGCCAUGUAGGACAGAGGUGUCAACCUUGUGGCCCUCUUGCUGUUUUGAACUUCAGCUUCCAGAAUCCCUGGCCUUUGGCAAGCAGGCUAGGGCUUCUGGGAGUUGAAGUCCCAAACAUUUUUGAGGGCCACAAGUUUGACACCUCUGAUGUAGGAUCUCGACUGAUAAGUGUAUAUAUUGACUUCUGAGAAAGCUCUGAGUACAGCUGUUUUUCUUUUUAGCCUCCAUCAUAGAUUACCUAUGAUUCUUCAACCUUUCUUACUGUACACAGAGACACAAGAAAACUGGACAGAUCACUCAGGUGAUCCUAGAACAAUGUAGAAAUUGGUUUACUUUUAAAGGACUGUAGUGUGAAAUGGAUUGGUUUUGACUUGAAAUUUCUUUUAACAGUAGGCUGGUGACAAAAAGCAGAUAGAUACUUCAGAAGUAUGGUGUAAUUCAGAGUUCUGUUUUGAAUCACAAAUUUGCCAAAAUUUAUCAUUUAUCAGGGCACGGAAAGGAGUGUUGGGCCUGUAUCGUGGAAGUCAGAUGAGUGAGAUAUUGAUCACUGAUCCAGAGUUACAGGCUAUGAGAGAAAAAAUUAAAAAGGCCACCACGUGAGAGAAAAGGAGUAUAGAGACCUAGAUCACAGUCUUCACAGGCAUAAGCAGAGUCAUCAUUUACUUACUCACAUUGAGAUGAGGAAGCACAAGGAGCUGAAGCGAGCAACAAAGACGUUUUGGUUUGAAUGAGGCACGAAACACCUGGAGAAGAUUUUAAUCAGUAGUCUAAAUAUUGAGAUUUUUCCCACUUCCUUCAAAAAUAACUAUUUUCUUCUGGAAAUUUUGAAUUUAGACAGGCUACAUUUUAUUUUUUAAUUAUCCUCCACUUUCACUGUUGGAUGAAGGUGUUAGCCCUUUCCUCAUGGCUAUUGAUUGUGGGGAGUGCUUCCCCACUUUUAAGGGAGUUUUGGCACCAAAUAAAAAAUGGACAGGAUUAUAAGCCAGAAGUGGAAGCAAAGCCUUUAUUUGUGCUAUUAUUGCUUGGUUAACCUGUCAGGGACAAGUACAGCAUUUUAAACUGGAACCAAACCAGUAUUUGAAAACAUUCCUACAUGUGUUUAAAGUAACAACAGCAACUUAAGAAACAACAUGCCUCCUAUGCUUUUGGUGGCCACUUCAUGUUAGUUAUACACAUGCUUGCUAAAUUAUGUUAGUUUUUUCAUAACAUGGAAAUAAUUUUAAAUAAAAAGGACCAAAGCACAGCUAUUUGCAAGUGUCUUGUAUACAAAUACAUUUAUAUAGUGGAUGGAGUCUGUGAUAUAUUUUAUAUGAAGGAAUUAAAUUUUCAGUGCACAGCAGUGACAGAGGUCAGGGCGCUUACUUUUUUUUCACUUAAUGUGAGCUCAAAAUCGAACACCAUCGAGUCCUAGCCCUGUAGAAAUUAUGAAUAUCUUGCUGCAUUACAGACAAUGGAAUGGUUAACUCUAUAUAAGUAAGGAACCCAGGGAAUGCUACUGUUUUCCAUUCAUUUUGGCAUAGAGGGCAUCUGUAAUCCAAACUCCAAUGCUGUCUGAAGCAGAGCUCCAAUUUAAGCUAACGAUUGCCAGAUCUGACCUGUUAGCAAUCAUUCACACUAUUGAGAGGCAACAAGGAGGCAGUUCAGACAUUUUAACAGUUAAUUCCCCUACUUUCCACAGUGCAUUGUGCAUUAAAGAUGCUGCAAUAUUUUGACAAAUGAAUGACAAAAGGAGUCAAAGAAUCGAAGAAAAGCUGCUAAGCCAAAUGCAAAUGUCUAUCCAGGGGAUAUAAUCUAAAUUAGCUUUCCUUAGUCUUGGCCAUCAUUGCUGUGGAUGAUGGGAGUUGUAUUCCACAAUCGAGGAUGUGCCAGGGUAGGGAAGGUUGCUCAAAGCACACAGUAUGGAAAGAUAACCAGACCAGAAAAACUCCAUCCUGCACCUUUAUAGAGUUUUAGCUAAAAGUGAGCAGUGCCAGAUAGAACCAUCCCUAUCAUUUGGCAGAGCUAGGCAGCCAAGUCAGGUGGCAAAUAUGAAGGGGAGUAACAACAGGCACACAACCAUUAUGUUUUGUAGGAGGACAGAGCUUACAUGCCACAGAGCCUGUCUCGCACCCCUUAAAUUAGCCUGCUGUCUUCUGCUUCAGAGGAGAACACUAUCUCAUCCUCACAGAUGAAAUACAGUUCAGCUGCCAAUCCAGUUCACUUCUGUACGUGACAUGAGAUAGGUGCCAUUUUGCCUCUGAAAGUUCAUUUUGAGGUUACAUUGUGCCAUUAGAAUCUGUUGCUUCCAUGCGGAAAUGAAAGAAUGUUGUAGUCAUGUACGAGGUGAUCUUGAGAGGUCGUCUGUCUAGUUAGCUUUAGCUGGGUGGGGAUUAAAGCCUGGACCCCUUCAUUCAACCAUCCCUCAGUUUUUCUUGUUUUUUUUUUUAACAAGCACAUUUUCACAUCACAAAAUAUCUGAGAAAAAUGGAAUGUGGUAACUCUUGAAUGUCUAUAGAAGAUUCUGCCAAAUUAAAGGGCAAUGGGUGGGGGUGGGAUGGGGGGGGCAGAGUGGGAAAAAUGUAAACAACUGUUUGUAUUUUCUACUUAUUUAUGAUUGCAAAGAGACUGAUUUUUUCUAAUUUACUUUGUAGAAAUUUGUGGCCUAUUUUAUCUGUCAUUUGUAACUAAGAAGUUAAAUAUUCAGUAUUGUGACUAACUGUUGGUGAAACUGGUUUGGAUAUGGGGAGAUAUUGCCGGGGGUGGGUGGGAGCUGUAGUAGCCUAAAUGUUUGUUCAAAGAAAUGAUUGCAUGUCCAAAAAAGAGGUAGGGGGAUGCGGAGAGAAUGUGAGCAUCAUUUUUACGGUUGAUGUUUCCAUAAAAGCGGCAUGUUCCCUAAAUUGUGCCCUGUCGGUUGAAAUCCAAAAAUGUUAUGAAAGCAACUGGGAACACAUGCUGGUAUCCAGUGAAAAUCAAUUGGGCACAUAUACAUAUACAUCUGUAGUCAGCAUUUUCAGAUCUAGCUCUGAGAGGAGCAGUUUUGAAAGUUACCCUAAAAUCUAUGUCUUCUUAACCAAAUCUCCAAAAUGCCAACAUCCAUACUUUAAUUAGCCAUGAUCUCACUGGAUGACACUGGUUAUAAAUAAUACAUAUCUUGUUCCCACAUCUUUGUAUUUGAGACUAGUGAAAAUAUAUUCUCAGGGCAGCAUGCAGACUGAGAGAAUGGUUUCCUGUUUGAGCUGGAACAGUUGAGCUGCUUUCAAGCCUGCAGAGACAGAAAGAAAAUGAGUAGCUCCCAGACAGGUGUCCCAUUGAGACCCAUGGAAAAAUUGGGGGCUCCCAUUUGCUUUAAAGUAUAAUAUAUUCAGAUCUGGCUUAAAUAGUAAAGCAAGCCAUAUUUACCUGGAAGUUAAGUACUAUCUGUCAGCGGAAAGGAUACUGAAUGUGUGUACAGUUUUUUACAGCUUGCUUUACUUGGGAAAACUUGAACUCAUAGGUCUGAAUUCAGACCCACUUUCCCUCUGUGACCUCUUUAAGCCUGCGGCUGCUGCUUCCUAUAGAGCUCAUACAAAUCAGAGGUGAUUUCUAUACUGUAUUGAGUAAAGCACCAUGGCUGAUGAAACUGUACUGAGCAGAAGAUUAUACAUGUUUUCAAAGACAAUCACAUUUCCACUGAAAAAUAAUAGUAGUCAUCCCAGGAUCAAAGGUAGCUUUUCUUCUCUAUGAGAACAGAUUGGAAAGAAAUUGCUUUGUUUCUUUUCUAUUUACUGAAGUUGAAUUAGUUUACAUUACUUGAUUUUUCCAAGAAUCAAAUAGUUUCAUAGAAGAAAGAGUGAACUAAUUAUCCCCUUGAGAUAUCAACUUCAAACACACACCCUCUCAAACAAUUGGCCAAACAGUGAAUUCUGGCUGUCUGAAUAGUCUUAAAUUGAUCCAGAACAUGGAUAGAACUCAGAGCCUUGCAUCUAAGAGUAAGGAAUACUGAUCAUUAGUUGCCUCCAGGGUUUGGAUGUCACUAGGAUGUGACCUCUGUCAUGUUAUAUUAAUCUGUUAAAUCUAGAGUCCACUAAUCUCUUGGCAGGAGGGAUGUAAUUUUAGACCAGUACAUCCUGGUUUUGCACCUGUCUCUGUCUAACUCUCCAAUUUCCCUUUAAAAGCAACUGCUGACUACUUAGCCUGCAUUUCAGUUAAGCCAGAGUCCUGUGAUUCAAACCACUUCUGCCCCAUUUACUCCAGUGCAACUUAAUCCACACUGGUCCAGACCCUGUAACAUAAUGGAGUUACAUCACAGGCUGUUGGUUACCCCUUUAAAGACAUACACAUAGACACAUGACAUGUGAAAAAAGGAAACGUCAGUCCUGGGGAUUCUGGUGAAACAAUGUGAUAACUAUAUAUGGCUAGAUCUGAAAAUAAACAUUACAAAGUUUUUUUUAAAACCAGAACAAAUUUCUAACAUCCGUAUUGAACAAAAUGUGGCAAAAGAAAACCCAUUAUCUCCCUUCUUGUACUUGUAUGUUUACAUUUCCAGUUUCCAAAACAUAGAUCUCUUCCUGCUUAGUAGAGGCUUGAUUCAAAGUGGUUGUCUACUACAGAGACAUGCUCUUAAACAUGUUUACUUGCAAGUAAGACACACCAAGUUUAGUGAGACUUACUUUCUAGUACAUAUAAUUAGGAAUGCAGCCUUAGCUUUGUUUAUCUGGAGGUGGAGGUCACAGAGAGUCUGCUAGUGUGUAUUUGUUUGCUGGCCCUUCACAUUUUGGAAGCAAGGUGGUGUAGAGUAGGCAGCUGACUUUCUAAAGAACUCGUUUUUUGAAGGGCCAGACAGGUUAGUUAAAAAGGUUUCUCAGCAGAUCUGAUAACUGCCCAAAUUAUAUUAAAAGCAGCAACUCUGUAUGUGUGUGUGUGACUGUGUAAAGAAAGCCAGCAUUGGAUGCUAAGGAACCAAAUGACGGUCUGAGAUUGUUCAUCAGUGUCUCUCUCCCCAUCCACCCACGAGGCAAAGCAGUACAAUGCUCUGAUACAUUCACUGUUGUAAUAGAACACUGUCGUGUUGUUGCUGUAUUGUGCUGUUGCAAUUGUGAAAGGAAUGCAAUUCCAGGGGCUUUGUGGUUGUGAAAUAAGACAGAGGACGUCUUUAUUCUACUGAAAACAUUGUUGAGCAGUUCUGAAUUUUAUUUAAAUUCACACUUGUGACUACUGACUGUAACAGAUAGCCACAUGGAUUUUAGAGGGUUUUAAGAGGAUUUGUCCUCCUCUUAAAAAUAAUUUUUAAAAUAAUUUUUUUAAAAAGACAUUUUAAACCUGUUUGUCAUCCUUAUUGUUCCAAAAUGGAAUAUUUGUAUAGGAAUACAAAUUUGGCGUGUACUUCAGCCCUGAAAAUUAGGUUUUUUCGAUGUAUACAGUAAAUGUUUGUAUUUUGCAGUUUUACCUGUUUUGCUUUUUAGAUAAAGAAAAAUGUAUAUUGAUAUUGUAAAGUCAUUUUUUGCUUUUUUAGAUGAGUUUGUAAUCAUCACAAACAGAAAAAAUAAACUUUUCCUUUGUAAAGUCAA
This is a messenger RNA of Anolis carolinensis (green anole), 8871 nucleotides long. RefSeq names its product solute carrier family 6 member 6 (gene slc6a6). The coding region runs from base 187 to 2115 and encodes 642 amino acids. Gene Ontology annotation, cellular component: plasma membrane. The record is from RefSeq and is a predicted model, not a curated record. The transcript has 16 exons. Gene Ontology annotation, biological process: sodium ion transmembrane transport; taurine transmembrane transport; neurotransmitter transport. Gene Ontology annotation, molecular function: gamma-aminobutyric acid:sodium:chloride symporter activity; taurine:sodium symporter activity. Lineage: Eukaryota; Metazoa; Chordata; Lepidosauria; Squamata; Anolidae.